AUGGUCCAGCUCGGACCAGUUGGCUUGGAUGGGAGCGUGUAUGUGGCCGGCCCGGGGCCCCAGCUGCGCAACGGACUGAACCGUGGCGAUUUGGAGAAUGAAGACAGGCUCACCAUUGGAGAGGGCGAUGUCAAGAAGAUGGAUGUGCUUGGGAAGAGGGUCAAGUCAAUGGCAACGACCCACCAUGGGGAACUGGAAAUUGUGGAUCUUCACUUGCACAACACCCUCGAAGAUUCCCCGGAAGCACGUUUGCCAAAGCUAACUGGCGAGACCCUUUCCUUUGACAGCACGGCCUUUGGAAAGAAGGUGUCUGUUUCGGAGGUUUACUUCCUCGUCGGCGCGAGGGUUUUUGUGGAUGUCAGGGGGAUCAGAUGUGUUCGUUUCCCACCGAUCACGGAGAACACCUCUUCAAUCCUCCUGCCGAACAGAGAAGACCUGGUGGUUACAGUCAUGGAAGUCUGCUGUGGCGGCUUCAGUGCAUGGAGCAGAGCCUGUCAUAUGCUGCCAGCUGAGUCGGUGCUCAAGAUCGACAACGAGGGCAUGGCAGUUUCCUCAACUUUGCUCAAUGACCCCAGGGCGAUCCUCUUUGCAAAUGAAGAAGGGCAGCACUCCUUCAACACCUUCUGGGGUGAGCUUGUGGAUCUACGAUGGACAGCCGGCCUGCAUGGUACGGACACGGAGAUUAUGUGCUGCUCCCUGCCCUGCCAGGCCUUUGCAGCCUCUACGAAUGCACCUGGGUUUCAAGAUGUCAAGAACACGGUUGCAUGGUUCCAGUUCUUCCUGGUGGCCCGGUUCCUGCAACGACGUGCUAUUAUCUUGGAAACCCUCCCUGGCUUUGCGAGGCACAAAGACUACAAGCUCGUGGUGGAACUCCUGAAAUGGGCUGGAUACAAAGUAGUCUGGGCUGGCUUCCUGGACAGCCAUGGCAUGGUCCCAGCUGAGAGACAGAGGUUCUUUGUCAUCGCUUGGAACAAUGCAGACAUGCCCUCUGCUGGCACACCUUUCAGGAUGAUGAAGAUCAAUGACAGGGAUCCUAUUCCUUGCCGAAACAGCCUGUGGGACAUGAUGCCGGCCGAGGUUCUCAGCACAGUCAAGUUGAGCGACAAGGAGAUCUCUCUGGUGAGUAGCAGGGAACUCCUCCCUUGGUACCUCAAGGAGCGAGUGGGAUCCCCGAUCCACAUCAGGAUGGUGGACAAGGCCAAGCCCCUCCCCAUUGUCCAUAUGAACUUCCGCCAUUGCUUCGACCAAUCUUGGAUGGUGCUGAAGAAGAAGGGCAUCCAUAUCCCUCUACUUUACCAAGGUGGCGAUGUGAGGACACUCAGCACAUGGGAACUUGCACGAGCCUUCGGCUUCCCCCAGCAGACAAUCCUCCCUGACAAUGAGGAAGAUGCUUCCACACUCCUUGGACAAUGCCUUCUCCCAUGCCAGGCUUUGGUGGUGCUUGCUUCGACAAUCGCCCACAGGCAGGAGGACAUGAUCCAGGCAGAUGCCCUGGACAGAUAUUUGGAAGCUGCCCUCACCGAAUGGGAAGAAGGAUGGAGACCCUUUCAGGACCUCUACCCCAUCAACAAGAAUGGGUGGUCAAUGCUAAUCCCCAGGGGAGACGAGAAUGAAAUGGGACCAAGAGGUACUCUGGCAAUGCGAUUGGCCGGCCUCAAGGUGAACGUGGACUUCCUCAUGUACGGCAGAAGCCAGGGCAGACAGCCACCCUUCUACCCGGAAUCAACAAGGGUACUCAAUGAGGAGCUCAACGACACCUUGGAGAGCAACCCCAGCACACACCGCCUCUACCAGGUCGAAAGGGGAUACCAUGACAUCAUCCUGGACGAGCAGGACACGAUCUCCGAGGUCACCAAGAAGAUUGCUGAUUUUCUGCAGGUGCCACAGAAUGCCCUUGCUAUCUCCAGACUGACAAACCCCGACCGGGACACGAACAAUUGGGUUUUGGUUGGGGGGAUCCCGGAUGCCUCCCAUGACAAGGUCCUGGUUCUUGUGGACCCCGCCAUCCCGGCUGCAUGGUGGAUGCCGAGCGAAAUUACCAAAAAGGACCUCAAGUGCACCUAUGCAGAUCACCACUCGGCCCUGCCCAACCUGGUCACGAUCAACGACUGCGAGAUUCAUACGUGGCCGGCCUGCAUCCAGUCUGGUGAUUUCAUCAAGCUUCGGUGGGACCACCACUCAGAAGGUCAGGCCUGGAAGGAGCUGGAUAUCUUCAAGCAGUUUGACCAGGUUGCCCUGGAACCUCCAGCCUCCCCUGACGAAGGAGGAGAAAGCAGCCCAGGAGGCCCAGAUGAAGACCCACCGGUGGAUGGCGCCCCCCCGGCGACGGCUGACACAUCGGAAUCGGACAGGGAACCUACAGGAGAUCCUGCUACUGAAGCACCACCGGCAACCCUCCAUGAAAGCAGCCAUGAGGUCCCACCGACGGAACCUUAUGAGGUGGACUCGCAGGAGAUCGUCCGUGGAAUGCCCUUUCAUGAUGCUCCGGAUCCCAAGAGGCUAUGCACCCAAGAGAGCAGAGAUUUGCAACGAAUGGUUGGUGAACAAAAUGUGCCCGCCACCAUCAACUACAAUGCCAUCACCAGCCAGCCGGCGGUCUCCUCAGCCUUCUACCUGCACUUCCAGCACCAGAUUGUUUCGAUCUGCAAUAUGGACGAGAGGACCUUGGAACGAGUCAUCCAGGAUGAAUGGGGCAUGUUGCCACACAUGGCCUAUUUCACAGUGGGAACCAAGGUCCUUGGGCCACAUACCACCUGCAACCAGAUUGCAGUCGGGGCUUCUGUGGUUGUAAGAGGCCGACUCAGAGGAGGGACAGGCCAAGCCAUGAGCAAGCUUCGGACCAUUCUGGCGGCGAAAGGAGUACCUGAGGACCAGCUUGACAGCCGGGUGCAGGAGAUCAAGGCCCAGAUCGGUGACAAGGGAAUCAAGGAGGCCUAUGCCUCUUUCGACCCAUGGGCCCAACUCAAGGCGAAGUGCCCCACAAGGAUUAUCAGGGAGUCCGAGCUCAAGCACAAGCCCAAGAAUAAGGAAGUCCAAGACGACCACGAGGACCCCCUCCAAGUCUCUGACCCAUGGUCCCAGGCACUUAAGGAGAGAGGAGCAUGGAAACUGGACAACACCUUCUUCAAGCUCCAGGAUGGCAACCACCCACAGUCCCUGGACAAGCUGGAGCCAAUGUCAGACUCAGAACUGGCUGCCCUGGUUAUUGGUGGCAAACUCACAUCCAGCUCCCGUUUCCAGAUCAAGAACAUCGAGACCCCCUGCAAGAACAAGGAUGGAGUGAGGAUCUUGGUCCGAGCACAGUUGGUAAACUUUGGAACCAAGUCCAUCACUCUGGCAGAUGAAGCAUCGGUUGUUACAGUGGAUGAGAUCGAUGCUUCUGUCCUCUCCUGUGAACUUGUCCACGAGGAGAUGGAGGCAUGGGAGGAUGCAGUGGAUGGUGUUGUUCGCUAUCUGAAGGCCAACGUGACGGGCUUGGAACGAGGCCUAAUUGGUACAUGGGGCCGCAGAUUUUUCUACAAGUCAAAGCCCACCAUGGAUGCCAAAAAUGCCCAGACAUGCUUCCUUAUGGUUCGUGUCAAGCGGGAGUUUGUGGAGCAGAUCUUGAAACAGGUCGUGCAGGGUGUCUACUUUUCGCCCCGCCGAGAUGAUGGGGCCCUGGAUACCACCUACAAAGUCAUUUGGUUCCCGGAAACAUCCUUUGAAGAGCUGCUGGUCAGAGCCAGCUCAGAGGCUUGCUGCUAUGGCUUGGUCAGGAACAAGUCUGGCUACGGACUCAGAGUCCAAUCCACUGAGUUCACAAAGCUCAGACAGAAGUGGCCACCAAGCUGGGCCCCCAUUGAGGACACCCCCUACAACAUCAAGGUGCAGCUCUACUUCGACGUCCAGAACCUGCCCCUCAACUGUACCAAGACAGAGGUGCAAAAGUUUGUCAACAGACUGGGUUGGAAGGCCCUUGUCCUCCGACAGACAAAGCCUCAAACUUGGACUGUAGGGGCUGAAACUGCACCGGAGAAGUUGGUUCACCUGACCUCCCAUGGCACGGUUCUGAUCUCCGAGAAGACAGCCAAGGGAAAGGGCAAAGGCAAAGUUGCUGGCAAAGGGAGAGAUGGUAAAGGAAGUAUGCCAUGGUGGGUGGCAGGAAGUUCGGUCACUCCGGGAGCGCUCCUGGGACCCCAACAUCCUGGUCCCCCCCAACACAAUGUGGUGGCAGACCAGGAAGCCACUGAGAUUGAGGACCGGCUGCAGAAGAAAUUGGACAUGUUUCAUCAAGAGCAGAUGGCUUCCCAAAAGAUCUUGAGGCAGGACUUCAUGCAGUUCAAGCAGACUGUUGAAGCAAAGCAGGCGGACCAGGACCGGAUCAACAGCGAGGUGAGCCAGGGCAUCCUCGGCCUCAAGUCCUCCCUCUCCAUGGAACUGGGCCAGCAUGUCCAGAACAUUACGGAUGCCAUCAAGUCGCAACGGUCGGAGAUUAUGUCCAACCUCACCAAUUCGCAGAUCUCCUUGAAGGAAGAGUUGAUGGGUGAAAUGAGGACACAGAUGGGCCCUUCAAGGCCUCUUUUAAUUCAUCUGGAGGAUUAUCUGGAUGGUAGUGGAUGCAAGCUGGACAACAACAACCGUUCUGGCUGGCAAUGCUUCACCGAGGACUUCGUGGAUGAAGGCAGACAAGCUGGAAAGAGGAGUCAAUGGUGUAAUUCGUGGAAUUCAUUUAUUUUCUGGGAAGCCCAACAUUGUGGUGACAUUUUGUCCCCACCACCACCAUGGAACAUUGGACAGCGUAUUGGAGAAGCCAAGAACCCUGGGCCACGUCCUUUCACGAUUUCCGGAAUCAACGUGCAGUCCUUGAAUGCUUUCUGUGACGAUGGUCGCUUGAUUUCCAGACAUGCGGAUGUAUUGAUUUUCAGUGAGACGGCUGCGACCACAUUUGUUCAGCAGAAGGCCAAGAAGCUAGCCCAGAUGGCGGGAUACCACUUCACAGGAAGCCACCCAGUCCCGAAGAGGUGUUUUACUGAUGCCAGGAAUUGUGUUACCAAAGGCCAGGCCAGGGGAACUGCCAUUGCUUCGUCCCUACCGGUUAGAAGGCCUUUCUCUGAGUGGCCCCUUGACCUAUGGGAAUCUUCGAGAGUGUGUGAUUCCUACAUCCUCACUCCAUCGGGCCCGGUGCUCAUCAUUGCCGUAUAUGGACUACAUCAGGGACUGGAACACCACUUGGAAACCAACGAGGCCCUUCUUCGACAGGCAGCUCUCCGGGCAUCCUUGGUUCAGUGCCCGGCAGUCAUUGUGGGAGAUAUCAACUGUGCCAUUGAAGAUUUGACAGCUUGGCAAGCCAUGCAAGACAAUGGUUGGAUGGAUGCAGCUAUUUGCCAGCACAACAUGGAUGGCAAGCCAGUGGAACCCACCUACAAGAAUACCUCCAGACUGGAUUAUGUUUUGCUGAACCCGCUGGCCCGUAUUGCCUUCAGGAAUUUCUACUUGUCGGAGCAGGAUGAGACCGACCACAGAUCGGUCAAUGCUUCCUUUGAUUGGGGACUUAUUCCGACGACCUGCUGGACUUUCAGAACACCCACUGACAUGAAGCAGCUCAAACUUGCACCGGCUGAGAUGGAACAAUCAUUCAUUCCGGGAUCCACUCUGCAAAAGUUGGAUAUGGCGAUCAAGAACCAGAAUGUGGAAGAAGCCUGGACCCUCUUUUGUGGAGCCUAUGAGAAUGCCAUUGACUAUGUCCUUGCAAACAAAGGUGCCAACCCUCUUGGCAGAGCUUUCAGGGGCAGAGGCCAGACGGUUUUUGCCAAAAAGGAUACAGUGGCGAAAGCAAUGGUGGCUUCUGCGAGGAAUGGGGAGUUCCAGCCCAGUGGUGAUGAAGAUUCCAUCAUGCUCAGACAGAGGUUGGGAAGUCAGAAUGGAACCUAUGCUAUCCAAAGAUCUAGCGACGAAACAUGGAAUGCGAUCUGCCAUGCACCAGGUUUCCAGCCUUCGUUCCAGGUGUGGUGGACCCAGAACCACACAGAUUGGUUCCCAGUGGCACCACCUCCUACCCGGAUGGCGAAAUUUAUGCGAGAUGAACUAGUCAAGGAUGAAGCUCACUGGAGAAAUGUGCAUAGGUCGAAUAAGGCUAGGCAUGUGUCUGCUGUGUUUGAUGAAAAUUGGAAGCAGGGUGGUGCCAAGUUUUAUAAAGCCAUUCGCCCACCGGGUAUGCCACGUGUUGACUCUUUGAAUGUGGUAUCUGACCACAGGAUCCAGGCUCGGAGAUCGCGCCGAAAAGGUUGUCAGAUUUGCUCCAUGCUUGAUGACGAGUUGCAGCUGGUCAAAGUUGGUGUUGUAUGGAAGCAGGGCAAGGCCUCGGCAUAUGUCACUUCAAUCAGGGAUGGAAAAGUUUUCCUCAAACCCAUCAAAGGCUGUUUUGUUACUGGAACUAUCACACAGUGUCGCCCUUCGGCAAACCCUCUUGAAAUCCUCCAAUCAGCUGAAGACUAUUGGUCGGACUAUUGGAACAACUACAAGGAUGUGGAGGUGUCUUCUUCACAGGUUCAGGAUGCUAUUUCUUCUUUGCCACAGCUGGAACAGAUGCAAUUUUCAUUUACGGACAUGGACCUGCAAUGGGCUCUUUCGGCAUUACCUAUGAACAAGGCAAGAGGAAUGGAUGGCUUUUCCAACUAUGAGGUCAAACACCUACCUCUUCUACUCCGGCCAUACUUGGUUCGCCUCUUCAACCUCUUUGCUCAAGGACACUGGCCGGACAACCUUUGCAAAGCGAGGAUGGCACUCCUUUACAAAACACAAGAGGUGGGGGGAAUAUCAUCAACGAGACCCAUUACUAUCUUGGCCACUGUGUACCGUAUUUGGGCCAAGAUUGCUACAAGGAAAAUGAUGCAACAUAUUCUCCCUUCACUUCCUGAGACCCUCUUUGGGUCAGUUCCAGGGAGAUCGGCUGCUGAUAUGACCUCCAGAGUACAACUACAACUUGAAAAGUGCCUCCUCCAAGAUGAAGAAAUCGCUGGGAUCUCACUGGACUUCUCCAAGGCUUACAAUACUCUUCCUCGCGAAUACCUCCAGAAACUCAACGACAGAUUGGGACUCUCUGGACUGUGGCAAACCUAUUCCUCUUUCCUGGGUGGAUUACAACGUUUCUUCACCUGUGGUCACCACUGGGGUAAGGCUAUCAAAUCGAAAGUGGGUGUCCCUGAGGGUUGUCCUAUUGCAGUGGUGCAGAUGAUCAUUCUUACAUGGAGCUUCACCAAUUUGGUCAAAGGCAACACUGGUGUGCCGAUGCACACCUAUGUAGACGACUGGAUGUUGCUAUCCAAGAACAUUCUUCUCCUCAAGGAUUCGGUCCUGGCCAUUGAUGCCCUGGCUCAGAAACUGGGUCUUAUACUUUCUCUGCAGAAGUCUUCGGUUUUUGCAACCUCCACCAAACUGGUUCGGCAAGCCCUGGGGCUUUUUGCACACCACGGCAUCAAGGUUGGACAAUCCAAGAACAUGGCUGGACUUGGGAUCAACUUCCAAACGGCAAAGGUGGCCUCACUUGAUGUUCGUAACCAUCGGUGGAUACAGGCGAAAACUAUUCUGGACAGACUCCAAUACAUGCCUUGGUCUGUACAGAAGAAAACAGAUAUUAUUUGCAGAGCGGUCAUGCCAUUGGUGUUCUAUGGAGUUGAACAUGUGUUUACUGGCAAGGACUUUCUCCGGGAAGUAAGGGCGAAGUUCAAUCACACUGUUUGGGGAAAGAAGCAAUACCAUAUCCAUUAUCUGGCACCGGUCUUUUCUGGAACUUGCUAUGAGCCACUCAUCUAUUCUGCAAAGAGACGUUUUCGUGCAAUGUUGAGGAGCCUGGUGACUAACCAACAACAGGUCAUGGAUAACUGGCUCCUGUCGUGCAGAACGGGAAGCUACUUCAAACGAAAGACCAGAGGAGCAGUUUCCAUUUUCCAAAACCAGCUUCAUGGAUUGGGAUGGGCCUUCAUGGAAGAUGGUACGUGCACCACGCCCAGAGGAUGGACUUUCAAGAUAUGGGAUAUCACGACCAGCCGGUUUGAUGAUGCAUUGCAGGUUUCAUGGGAAGAUACACUGUUGCAAUUUCUUCGCCCAAAACAGAACCUUGAUGACCUCUCUUCAAUCUCACUUUUGAGGAGCCAAUUCCCACGGAGUAAGGACCCUUUGCUUGAAGGCUUUAUGAAGAAGGUUCGUCUAGGUGGCAUGUUCCCCAACAAGCGUCUGUGCCAUUGGAAACAGGAGGUGGACGAGAGAUGCGACUACUGCGGCCAAUUGGACACCAUGUAUCAUCGUGUUUUCCACUGCCCAGCAACGGAGCAUCACCGAACAGGAAAAGACUGGGAAUACCAUCAGGCACUUGAUGCUUUGGAUGGACCGGAUGUUACACAGAUCCAUAACCCCGAUGACCAGACACUCCACUUCUUUACUGAUGGUUCUGCGGUCUUUUCUGAGUGCCCUAUCAGACGCUUGUGCUCAUGGGCGGUCACGCUGGCCACGCCCCACAGCCAUGAGAAUACUCCUAUUCACCUGGGUGUCCUUCCGGGCCGGAAACAAACUGUCUUCCGUGCUGAACUCUUUGCGGUCAACACGGCCAUUGCCUCGGCUUUAAACCUCAAAGUUUUCUGUGACAACGAGUCGGUCGUCAGGGAUGUUAACGAUAUCCUGCACUUCGGAUACAGAGCACACAAAUGGAACACACACCCUGACCGUGAUCUGCUUCGUGUCACUGCCGCUUUGCUACAUGGCCGGGAUAAGAAGUGCAUACAGGUGAUUUGGGCGAAAGCGCACAGGGAUGUCACAGAUGCUGCUGGUGCCUUGGACCUCUGGCAGAUUUAUCACAACAACUGUGCAGACCGACAAGCUGGUAGGGACCAAUCCGGACAUGCCAGCCACCUGGCCGGAGAGAAAGCGGUAUUCGUGUACAACCCAAACCCCAAGACCACGUGA
Symbiodinium sp. CCMP2592 is the source of this 8937-nucleotide messenger RNA. Lineage: Eukaryota; Dinophyceae; Suessiales; Symbiodiniaceae. The record is from the annotation of a GenBank genome assembly.